UUGCCAUUUUGUUUUCAACGAAACCGCAGCAAGUGUCACUCUUUCGAUUUUCCCCACAUUUGAUCACAUUGUGGCAGUCCAGAUUAUACACUCUCAUCGUUUUCGUUUUACGGGGCUUCUCAUUUCAGGAUCGCCUCCUGUAUCAACAUAAAUCUUCUGUUAUAGUGAGUUAAUUCUGAUGAUGUCUGACUAGAUCAAACAAUCCUCUCUCAGCUUCCUGGGAUCGCUUUGCAUAUCUUCACUUACCGUAUCUUAUCGACUCAGGACCUUUUCUUCUUCACUGAAAGGAUCACCUUGCUCCUUUUCUGAGAAACGUUUUGAAAUGGGAGCAGUUUUAGCCGUCCCAACUUGUCUCGCUCAGUUGGCCUGCUGCUGUGGCAGUGCAGCAUGUGGCCUAUGCUGUCAAUCAUGUCCAACUUGCCGAAAUUCCACUUCGACGCGCAUUAUGUACGGAAUCAUGCUGUUUUUGUGGACCAUCGUGUGCUUUAUCCUCUUGGCGCCCUCAGUACAGCACCAGCUGGCCGAUGGUUGGGCGAAUAAGUUCAUAUGCGAUCAGAAUGGCACGAAUUCCUUAAUUCCCAACGUUCCCAAUGCGGGCGUCGACUGCUCCAAGGUGGCUGGUUACAGUGGCGUCUACCGUGUGUGCUUCGCUGUGGCCUGCUUCUUCUUCCUCAUGAUGGUCAUCAUGUUCGGUGUGCGCAGUUCCAAGGAUUUCCGAUCCGGCAUCCAAAACGGGUUUUGGUUCUGGAAAUAUGCCAUCAUUAUCGGAAUCUGCGUUGGUGCGUUCUACAUUCCCGGUAAUGACUUCAGUACAGUAUGGAUGUACAUUGGCAUGAUCGGUGGAUUUGGAUUCAUUCUCGUUCAGUUGAUUCUACUGAUUGAUCUGGCCCACAGUUGGGCUGAGAACUGGAUCGGGAAAUUCGAGGAUACUGACAACAAAGUGUAUUAUUUUGGUGUUAUUUUUGUUACGGUUAUGUGCUAUAUUGCUGCCAUCGUGGCAGUGGUGCUCCUCUACGUAUUUUACACGAAAACCGAAGGCUGCCCGUUGAAUAAAUUCUUCAUCAGUUUUAACAUGAUCCUAUGCGUCAUUCUGUCGGUUGUCGCCGUCCUUCCGAAAGUGCAAGAACGACAGCCGCGUUCGGGCUUGAUGCAGUCGUCCAUCAUCAGCUUAUACGUGAUUUACGUAACCUGGUCUUCGUUGAGCAACCAACCUGAUAGCGACGGUCAAUGCUAUCCGAGCUUUAUGGGCGCCUCCACCUCGGGCAAGUCAGUGACCGCUUCCGGUAUUGUCGGUCUCAUCAUCUGGUUCGCCUGUAUUCUCUGGUCCACCAUACGCAAUUCCACAAACAGCAACGUUACCAAACUGACCGGAGGCGGCGAGAAGACAACGCUGGCGGAAUCGAAAGGCGAUUAUGUUCCAGCUCCCGACGCUGAAGGUGCUAAAGUGUAUGAUGAUGAAGAGGAUCAGGUGACGUACAGUUACUCCUUUUUCCAUAUGAUGAUGCUGCUGGGCACCCUGUACGUCAUGAUGACCAUCACCAACUGGCUAAACCCGGAGAGCGCUGGCCAAGGCGUGGAAAAUAUCGCCAUCAGUAAGCCGUCCGCCUGGGUGAAGAUCUCCUCCAGCUGGGUGUGUGUGUUGCUCUACGUCUGGACACUGAUAGCGCCAGUCAUCUUCAAGGACCGGGAGUUCAGCAACUGAGCGAUUCUUUAUUACAUUCUUUCGCAGCUGCUACUAAUGUUGUGGAUUUUAUAUUUUAGCCCAGAACUGAUGCUCGGUUAAGCUUAGUGCUUGCAGUUAUCCUAUCGGGUUACAUACAUAGUUCUGAAACGGCAUUUUACUAUUUCGUCCGUUUAAUAUUCCCUGACAUUUUUGAUCUGUAGGCUUUGAUUUAUAAUUCAUUUUGA
Messenger RNA from Paramacrobiotus metropolitanus, 1908 nucleotides. Its product is annotated as probable serine incorporator. The transcript is spliced from 10 exons. The coding region runs from base 323 to 1702 and encodes 459 amino acids. Gene Ontology annotation, cellular component: membrane. The record is from RefSeq and is a predicted model, not a curated record. NCBI's taxonomy places the organism in Eukaryota, Metazoa, Tardigrada, Eutardigrada, Parachela, Macrobiotidae.